Messenger RNA from Lentinula edodes (shiitake mushroom), 858 nucleotides. RefSeq lists its product as uncharacterized. Bases 415 to 858 code for a protein of 147 amino acids. Lineage: Eukaryota; Fungi; Basidiomycota; Agaricomycetes; Agaricales; Omphalotaceae. The record is from RefSeq and is a predicted model, not a curated record. The transcript has 4 exons.
CUUUCAUCUAAUGGUGACUCCAACUCCAGCCCUGAGCUCUACCUGUCCAAUAGGCUCAAGCUUUGAAUAAUUUGGCUUAACCGAAUGUCGGAACCAUCUGCGAUGCUAUAAAGAGGCAAAGUUUUUGAACCACAAAGGCAGAUUUCUCAACGCCGGUUCGUUCUGCAAACUCAAAAAACCAACAACGCCCAAAUCAUAUUGCAACUGGAUAAAUUCGCGGGUCGAAUUGAAUUCUUCGUUUGGUCAGUAUGCUACUGCUUCCAAUGUUGACAUUAUAUCGCAUACAGCACGCGAACACAAUUUCCCCAUAUCGCUCUACGUGCCCACCCUCCCUGCAUUGCCACUGCAUAUCACUGCUCAAAGCUCAAAGUCAAUCAGUAAAUCCUGAACCAUUCCUGUCACCAUUUCUAAAAUAUGCUCCUUCCUUUGAGCCUCUUCCUUCUUCUUCUGUUUGACAUCCUCGGAUUCAUUACUACACGCACCAGUCCUUUGAUAGUCAACACUCGUGUGAGUACAAGGAUGCCCAUCAGGAUUGCAGUCAAGAACAAAGGUAGUGGUUAUAAGACCCUUCGAAGACGCGACAGGCCCCCACACCCAUUUCAGUCAGACGAUGACCUGAUCUUGGUCUUCAGAACACUUGUUGCCUUUCAGGUUUCUCGUGAUGAUGAAACUUCAGGACAACCUCCCAAACUAUCAGUCAAGGAACUUGAUAUUCUGCGCAGUGGGGCACUGAAUACCAUUGACCAGAAUUAUCUCAUAAAAUUGGGCCAACCUGACCUUGUAGCCACAUUCAAUGAGGCACCAAUCAAAGAGGUUGUAGUAGAGAGAAACAAAGAAGGCAUUCGAACAUCUGGGUGA